CUCAGCAGUACAGCUGGUGAGUGGGAGGUGAGCAAUAACAAUACAAAAUGGGGAAGAUUGUAUUCUUUGAGGAUAAGAAUUUCCAAGGUGGUAGUUAUGAAUGCAGCAGUGACAGCCCAGACCUGCACUCCUUCUUCAGCCGCUGUAACUCUAUCAGGGUGGAGAGCGGCUGCUGGGUUCUGUACGAGCGCCCCAGCUAUGCAGGCUACCAGUACAUCCUGACCCCUGGGGAGUACCCUGACCACCAGCAGUGGAUGGGCUUCAACGACAGCAUCAGAUCCUGUCGAUCUAUCAAAAACGUCUAUGGAAAUUCCUACAAGAUCAGAUGCUAUGACAGGCCAGAUUUUGCUGGCCAUAUGGCAGAGUGGAGUGAGGACUGCCCAUUGGUCCACGAAGCAUUCAAGUUCCAUGAGUUCCACUCUGCUGUGGUGAUGGACGGUGCCUGGGCAUUCUACGAGCUGCCCAACUACAGGGGGCGCCAGUACUUCCUGGAGCGCAAAGAGUACCAUAACUUCACGGACUGGGGCGCCACCUCCCCUGUCGUGGGCUCCUUCCGCAGGAUCACAGAGUUCUAGAACCUUACAACCUCUAGAGUUCUAGAGCCCUACGAUGACCCCUUUCCCAGAAACCUCUCUGCAGUGCCUUAUGACACCCACCUCUGUGUGAGAGUGUUGCAGUCUAACAAAUAAAACUCUGUCUGAUUCCCACA
Oncorhynchus keta (chum salmon) is the source of this 709-nucleotide messenger RNA. Its product is annotated as gamma-crystallin M2-like. Lineage: Eukaryota; Metazoa; Chordata; Actinopteri; Salmoniformes; Salmonidae. The record is from RefSeq and is a predicted model, not a curated record. The coding region runs from base 48 to 575 and encodes 175 amino acids. The transcript has 3 exons. Gene Ontology annotation, molecular function: structural constituent of eye lens. Gene Ontology annotation, biological process: lens development in camera-type eye; visual perception.